CUGGGAGGGAGCGCACGCCGCAGCGCGCGGGCAGAGCAGGAUGCUGGGUACAUGUGGCAUGCAACAACGUCACCAAGAGGUGCUAAAGAAGAACCGUGUGUUACUGGCAAAGCAGCUGGUGUUGAAGGAGUUGCUGGAGCAUCUGAUAGAGAAGGACAUUAUCACCAUAGAAAUGAUGGAAACUAUACAGGCCAAGGCUGGGAGCUUUAGCCAAAAUGUAGAGUUACUGAAUCUGCUGCCCAAGAGGGGCCCCACAGCCUUCUCAGCCUUCUGUGAAGCUCUGCGAGAAACCAAACAGCAGCACCUAGAGGAAAUGCUCUUGAACGCCAGACCCAGCCUGAGCAAUGGGAUUGCAAGGCUGGGCCAAGAUUAUGAGUCAAGUGACCCGUUCCCAGUUCGUGAAUCCUGCCUCUCACCAAAGAGACCACGCCAGAUUGGUGAGCUGAUGGAGCAUUCCUUGGAUAAUGGAGAUGGUCCUCCUUGCAUUCCGGUGAAGCCAUGCACCCCAGAAUUCUAUCAUGCUCACCAGCGCUUGGCUUAUAAGUUGAUAUCACAGCCCCGAGGCCUGGCACUCGUGCUCAGCAACAUGCAUUUCAGCAGUGAGAAGGACCUGGAGUUCCGUUCGGGUGGAGAUGUGGAUUACACUGCUCUGGAGAUGCUCUUCAAGCACCUUGGCUACAGGGUGACUGUCCUGCAUGAUCAAACUGUGCAGGAGAUGCAGGAGGCAUUGCAGAUGUUUUCUCAGCUGCCAGCUCACCGAGAUGUGGAUUCCUGCAUUGUGGCUCUACUCUCACAUGGCAUCGAGGGUGGGAUCUAUGGAGUUGAUGGCAAGUUACUGCAGUUGCAGGAGAUUUUCAGGCUCUUUGAUAAUGCAAACUGCCCAAGUCUCCAGAACAAGCCCAAAAUGUUCUUCAUUCAGGCCUGUCGUGGAGAUGAGACAGACCGGGGAGUGGAUCAGAGGGAUGGGAAAGAGCGCUCUGACUCUCCAGGCUGCGAGGAGAGUGAUGCCAACAAAGAGGAGAAUCCCAGGCUGCGUUUGCCCACACGUUCUGACAUGAUCUGUGGCUAUGCCUCUCUGAAAGGCACUGCUGCCAUGCGAAAUACCAAGCGUGGAUCCUGGUAUAUUGAGGCUCUCACUUCUGUGUUUGCCGAGGAUUCUCAAAACAUGCAUGUGGCUGACAUGUUGGUGAAGGUGAAUAGACUAAUCAAGCAGCGAGAAGGCUAUGCCCCUGGCACAGAGUUCCACCGAUGUAAGGAGAUGUCAGAGUACUGUAGCACACUCUGCAAAGACCUUUACCUAUUCCCUGGCUAUGUUCCUAGGAACUAA
Messenger RNA from Emys orbicularis (European pond turtle), 1327 nucleotides. RefSeq names its product caspase 2 (gene CASP2). The transcript has 11 exons. NCBI's taxonomy places the organism in Eukaryota, Metazoa, Chordata, Testudines, Emydidae. Gene Ontology annotation, biological process: regulation of apoptotic process; proteolysis. The record is from RefSeq and is a predicted model, not a curated record. The coding region runs from base 41 to 1327 and encodes 428 amino acids.